This is a messenger RNA of Ostertagia ostertagi, 360 nucleotides long. The record is from the annotation of a GenBank genome assembly. NCBI's taxonomy places the organism in Eukaryota, Metazoa, Nematoda, Chromadorea, Rhabditida, Trichostrongylidae.
AUGUCAUCAGAUGGUCGCUGCCUCUGUCCGACGAGUGAACAACACGGAGCAUGCAGUUGUAUAGCAGCUGAUUGGAAACGAGUACGACUACAACGCAUUGAAUCGCCUGCGACAGUGGUAAACGUCACUAUUCCUCCAAUUGCACGACCAGCCGAGGAAAAUAAAUAUUGGCCGCUUUACGCUGUCGUCAUCGCGCUGUGUCUUCUGCUUGCGUUGUGUGCGAUAAUCACAGUGUUCUUGAUGUUCUACAGAAAAUACACCAAACGCGGAAAGUCCGUACGUAUACGUUUCAUAUCCGAUCAUAUCAACAGUAACGGUAUGGUAGCUGCCGAACCCCGUGCUCCGUUGAUUUACAAUUGU